GCGGUCACUAAACACGAAACACUCUAUCGUACAAUUGAGGAUCGUGUUGCAGAUGUUGAAGAGGGCAAACGCAACGCCGAAAUCAAGCUCAUUAAAGCCAAGGAACUGGUAAGUUCACAAGGUGAACAACUGAAACAAUACGAAGAGGAGCGACGUACGAUGAAGUCGAAAAUUAUGAUGUUUGAGAUGGAGGCACGCGGAAAAGAUGCUAAGAUUCGACAUCUCAGUGACUUGAUCAAGACUCUAAAGACUGAUCUGGAGAAUGCGCGCAGUGAAGUGCAUAACCUUCGCGAUCGGGAGGAUCGCUACGAGAUGACCAAGGUUCAUGUGGAAAAACAAGUGACUUCGGACGAUUCCGAAGCUCGUCUGAGACAAAUGAUGACUUCGUUCGAGAAUGAGCGUCAGACAAUAUUUCAAGUGAAUGCAAUAGGUCGAGAAUCUACAGCCAAUGUGCUACGAAUUCCGGUGAUUCUGAGUGGUUAUUGCCUCAUAAACCAUGUGAAAACAUUUCAGGGAUUCAACGAAACCGUCCGAAAGCUCACCUCACAGCUCAGCAGUCUUCAGACGAAGAACAGCGAUCUAAAGGACGAUGUUGAUAAGCUGAAACGUGAUCUGUCGGAUGCGGAAAAGACCGAAGCUGAGCUGAGGAGAAACUUCGACGAGAAGAGCCGUGUGGCCAUCGAAGUUCAACAUUUGAAAGAUCAAGUCAGUGCAAAAAAUCGUCUGAUUCCGUUUUUCCGUUGUGAACACUGCUUUUGA
Messenger RNA from Anisakis simplex (herring worm), 759 nucleotides. NCBI's taxonomy places the organism in Eukaryota, Metazoa, Nematoda, Chromadorea, Rhabditida, Anisakidae. The record is from the annotation of a GenBank genome assembly.